Molecule: messenger RNA, 2217 nt
Organism: Linum trigynum
Lineage: Eukaryota; Viridiplantae; Streptophyta; Magnoliopsida; Malpighiales; Linaceae
Source: the annotation of a GenBank genome assembly
UGUUUGUUUGUACUGCGGAUUACGGCACGACUUUCAACACUAACACGCCAUCUGAAUAUUCCUCAUUUCCUCCCAUCUCAUUCAUCUCCACUCUCAGUCACCGCCUCCACCUAUAUUCCUAUCGCCACUCGCGUCUCAAUCUCCGACGUAGUUUUUGUUUCCUCCCAAUCGGAAUCGGCGACGGAUUCCUCAUCGGAGUAAAGAAUAGAAGACGCGGAGAUCUAUGGCUUCUUCGGAAGAGCAGGCCUCGCUUCUCGAGCACGGUCCAUCGUCGGGUCACAAUCAGGGUGACCGUAGCGGAGAGCACACCGGAGAUGGCUCGGUGGACAUCAAGGGAAGGCCUGUUCUGAAGCAGAACACUGGGAAUUGGAAAGCAUGUCCUUUCAUAUUGGGGACUGAGUGUUGUGAACGGUUGGCCUACUACGGGAUUUCUACGAAUCUGGUAACGUAUCUUACGACGAAUAUGCAUCUGGGGAAUGUAUCGGCUGCAAGAACUGUUACUACUUGGUCCGGUACGUGCUACAUCACGCCACUCAUUGGAGCUAUUCUGGCAGAUGCAUACUGGGGGAGAUAUUGGACAAUUGCUGCUUUCUCAACAAUUUACUUCAUUGGAAUGUGCACCUUGACUCUAUCAGCAUCAGUUCCAUUUUUGAAGCCUUCCGAAUGUGUUGGUUCACUCUGUCCUCCAGCAACUCCACCGCAAUAUGCUGUAUUCUUCUUUGGUCUAUACCUGAUUGCACUCGGGACAGGUGGCAUCAAACCUUGUGUAUCGUCGUUUGGGGCUGAUCAGUUCGACGAUACUGAUCCCAGAGAGAGGGUGAACAAGGGUUCUUUCUUCAACUGGUUCUAUUUCUCGAUCAACAUCGGUGCUCUCAUUUCGAGCAGUUUGAUCGUCUACAUUCAAGAUAAUGUUGGGUGGGCUCUAGGGUUUGGUGUGCCUGCCAUAUUUAUGGGAAUUGCCAUAGCGAGUUUCUUCGCUGGCACUCCACUCUAUAGGUUCCAGAGACCAGGGGGAAGCCCUCUUACGAGAAUGUGCCAGGUCUUGGUCGCAUCUUUUCAUAAGUGGAACCUAGAGGUGCCUUCUGACUCCACCCUCUUGUACGAAACGCAAGACGCAAUCUCUAGCGUCGAAGGCAGCCGUAAGCUGGAGCAUACUGAUGAACUGAAAUGCCUUGAUAAAGCUUGCGUAGUAUCGGACGCCGAGCUGAAAAGCGCAGACUUCUCAAACUCAUGGAGGCUCUGCACGGUGACUCAGGUGGAGGAACUCAAAAUCCUGAUCCGUAUGUUCCCCAUCUGGGCCACGGUGAUCGUCUUCUCUGCAGUCUAUGCUCAGAUGUCCACCAUGUUCGUCGAGCAAGGCAUGCUGAUGGACUCCACAAUCGGUUCCUUCAAAAUCCCUCCUGCCUCCUUAUCCACAUUCGACGUCAUCAGCGUUAUCUUGUGGGUCCCAGUCUACGACGCAUUCAUCGUUCCACUUGCCUCACGUUUCACUGGAAACCCAAAGGGGUUUUCCGAGUUGCAGCGCAUGGGGAUCGGCCUGUUGAUCUCGAUCCUUGCUAUGGCAGCAGCAGCGCUCGUGGAGAUCAAGCGGCUCCAGCUCGUUGAUGAGCUAGGACUGGUUGACCAAGCUGUACCUGUCCCGCUCAGUAUCUUCUGGCAGAUCCCACAGUACAUGCUGAUUGGAGCAGCAGAGGUGUUCACGUUCAUCGGCCAGCUUGAGUUCUUCUACGAGCAGUCCCCUGAUGCGAUGCGGAGCCUGUGCAGCGCAUUGGCGCUGCUAACGACAUCAUUGGGGAACUACUUGAGUUCGUUUAUCCUGACAAUGGUGGCGUAUUUUACCACAAAGGGCGGGUUGCAGCCUGGGUGGAUACCGGAUAACUUGAACGAGGGGCAUCUUGAUUAUUUCUUCUGGCUGUUGGCAGGGUUGAGUUUUGCAAAUAUGGUGGUCUAUAUCGCAUGUUCCAGGAGUUAUAAACAGAAGAAAGCUAUAUAGACAGUGGCCUCGGAGCGAAAUCGUUUGCACAUAGAGAUAAUGAUUUCCUUUCCAAGUUCAAAAGGAACCUUCUUUGCUUUAGUGCUUUCACUUCCCGUUGUAGUUUAACGUGUAUAAUCACACAUGGUGUUCGUAAACAUGAAACAAUGGAUGUUCCUUGAUGGUUUUCUUUAAGCUUCUUAAUUAGUUCACAUCCAGUUCACUUAUAAAUUUGUACUUCCAGU